Molecule: messenger RNA, 1340 nt
Organism: Amoebophrya sp. A25
Lineage: Eukaryota; Dinophyceae; Syndiniales; Amoebophryaceae
Source: the annotation of a GenBank genome assembly
AAGGGCUCCGGAAAAGGCAGCGAGCAGAAGGGAGGCUCACGAAGCACUCAUGAAGAGGAUCGCGGAUCAAAGAGCAGAAAAAGCAGCGAGAAGGGAGGCUGACAAAGCAGAAAUGAGAAGAAGGGCUGAUGAAAAAGCAGCGAGACGGGAGGCUCACAAAGCAGAAAUGAGAAGAAGGGCUGAUGAAAAAGCAGCGAGAAGGGAAGCUCACGGAGCAGAAGCGAAGGAGAAUGCAGGUUUGUCAAAAACACAACGUAGGCGAGAGAGACGAAAGCGCUCGAAGAAUUGUGCAGCACUAGAAGAUAAAGACACAACGAUCUUUACAUAUCUUCCACACCAAGGAGUAGGUGAAACUACAGAUGAAUCGCAAAAUUCGAGCGCCGAUUCUUCCAGCAGUAAUAGCAAUAAUAGUAACGAACAAUCAUCACAACCAUCUUCAGGUGUUGUAGUACCACCACCACCCCGAACAACCCUGAAUCCUGCUUCUGUUAGAGCAAUUAUAGACAGGAAAAAGCUAUCAAAAAAACGGGCUGCACUAAUGGAGAGCGUAGGAUCUCUCUCCCUAGUUGAUUGGCGCUACGAAAACGGACAUUAUCACUUCUUUUCUAGAACUUCCAGAAACAGAACUUCCAGAAACAGAAUAGAGGACUCAAGAAACUCAGUCUCAAACUCAACAGGAGUGUCAGAAAUAAGUGAUGAUAGUAGGUCUACUUCUAGUUGUACAACAACUACCUCGUCUAGUACAACGGAAAUAUUCAAUCAAGUUGUAGACGACACGAGCUCGUCUACAGAGGACCAACAACAACGCGAACAUCUAGAGAGCUCUUCCUCAACUAUUCCUUCGUCUUCUCCAGGUCGUGGUGUAAUGAGUAAGAUGACAAAAACAAAAACACCACCUCUUUUUGGAUGGGUUUCUGUGACUCGUCCUCGAGGAAAAACGUACUACUGGAAUGCGAAAACAGAUGAAGUUCAAUGGAAAGUGCCAGAAUUGUAAUAUUAAACAGGCAAAAGUGUAGUUGAUGAGGACAACUGGAACUUACUUACUUAAGUACUUACUACUGCCUGAGGAGCUAUAAUUGAAUAUCAAUGUUGUAGUUGACGGUAGAAAGUAGCGCACUAAUACCACCCGUAGGUCGUAGCCUCUUAUUUUCUUUGUUUUGGCUCUUCAGUAGCCACUGAAGUUGUCUGCUGGUUUAUCUAGUGGACCCACACCUAACCUAACCUAGCCCUGCCAGCUGCUGUGAUUAGACGAAGAUAACCUCCUGUUGAUCGCCUGUUCAUGAAGACAAUCUGUUGACGUCGACGAAAGAUUUACUGAGGAGCUAUAAUUGAAUAAAUAU